Molecule: messenger RNA, 989 nt
Organism: Paramuricea clavata
Lineage: Eukaryota; Metazoa; Cnidaria; Anthozoa; Malacalcyonacea; Plexauridae
Source: the annotation of a GenBank genome assembly
AUGGCUGGUAUAGAGAAGCCCACAAGGUAUAAAAAAUAUCUUUUCAAACUAUUGUGCUUCAUUCAUUUUCUCUUUUAAUGAUUAUUUGAAUAAUAACCGUGGACUUUUUUUCAUUAAAGAGCAAGAAAGGAUACUGAUAUAUCUAGAAUGAAAGCUGGUGAAGAACAAGUGAAAGAAGUAAUCAAGGUAAUCAAUGAGAUGAUCAACCCUUUUGAAAAUGAUCCACAAGAGGAAGGUCUCGUCAGCUUGUCCAGUGGCGUUGCUGCCCCAGAUGAUGUGGUCUCAGAUUUGUCAAGUGCUUUUGACAAAGGAAAGAAGCAUUUACGCUAUUGGUUUCAAAUAAAUUGCUGGUCGAAGAACCUGAUAUAUUUUCAACGAUUCCAAAAAUGAAACUAAAAACAUUUGAUGCAUUGAACAAGCCUGUAUCACAAAUGACUUCGAAAGGUCAAGUUGAUUCUUUGAGGACUGACAGAAAUACCUUUGCCAGGCUAUUCGUUAUUGGCCAGAAAAGAUCAAUCGAUGUGCAACAAAUGCUUUCCUUUUGCCUUGGCCCUUACCCUCUAUCAUUAGCAACCGUUACUGGAAAUAUUUGCAAAACAACUAAAGCAAGGUUACUUCAAUCAUUCCAAUCUGAAUUCCCUGAUUGCAUUGUUGAUAAUUUUCCUGAUGCCAGUUGCGUUCUCAUUGAUGCAAUGGCGGUUCUUCAAUCCACAGUCCUCGUGCCCGAAACCUACGGAGAACUUGCUGAAGCUAUUCUUGCUGGAGUGCUAGCUGUAGCCCGCAAGUUCAAGGCGUCCCGUGUGGACUUUGUGAGUGAUCGUUAUCCGGCACAAAGCAUAAAAAAUGCAGAGAGAGAAAAGAGAGCGACUCAGGGCGAAUGCAGCGUUCGUAUUUAUGCAAAAGAUCAGAAAGUUUUCAAACCCUGGAAGAAAUUCCUAACAAACGGCAAGAAUAAAGAAAAUCUGGUUUCCUUUUUGCAGGAUACAUGA